UCUGGAGGCUUUCUUCUCAGUGUUUCACCCUUUAGAACCUUAAUUUCGUUGCCCUAAACUAGAAAAGGACGUAUCGAAAGGCGUCAACACUGUUUGCAAUGGAAGCGUUUGAAGCCGAGUUGGCCAAAGCAACAAACCUUGGUAACGGGGACUUGCUGGGUGCUGUUGCUAUGGUCAUUGACAACAACGGAAACUUCUUAUACCGACAUGCUGCUGGACGCCAAUUACUUGAUACCGACUUGCCGCCCUUGGAUCCCGAUUGCACUAUAUCGCUCACCUCGGCAGGCAAGUUCAUCACUAAUAUCGCGGCCUUGCAAUUGGUUGAACGCGGUAUUUUGAUGCUCGACGAGCCGAUUAGCAAGCAUAUUCCUGAGAUUGAGAAAUGCCUGAUCGUCGAGGAAGUGGAUAAAGAAAUACGGCUACGCUCCCCAAUCCGCGGCGUCACACUGCGCACCCUACUUUUGAGCACGAGUGGUAUGGGCACCCCCGAUACGUACCGAGAACGGUUUGGCAGCCAGAAUAGAGUGCUGCCGCCAGACUUUCCCAAUGACGCCCACCCAUUAGUCAAGAAUCAAUUUACGCACCUCUUCUUUGAGCCCGGUGAGGGUUUUGAGUACGGAUGGGGUAUCUAUUGCGUGCAGCUACUCGUCGAGCGGCUUGGCGAUAAGGAUCGGUUCUUUCAGUACGUCGACCACCAUAUCUUUGGCGCGCUUGGCAUGACCGCUUCCACCUACCGGCCGGCUCUGGUGCCGCAUGUCUGGAAGCGCCGCCUGCAGAUGGUAGAGCGUAAGGUGGACACCUCCACGGCGGACGGCAUGGCCUGUCUGGUGGCCCGUGACAAGGAGACGUAUGGCCUGACCUGCAGUGUAUCCGAUCUUGCCCGGCUCUUUGGCGAUAUUAUGUCGCCGGAUUGCAAGCUGCUCCAGCGCCAAGAACACCGUGAUUUGUUUUUCACGCCGCAGUUGACGCCCGGUAGCCAUGCGCACCUGUCGCUGCUGGCCGAAACCACCAACUAUGGCUUCCUGCUCCCUCUCAAACAGGACGUGUCCCAUAAGGUAUCAUGGGCGUUAACACCACCUCCGGUCAUAAACUGGACCGCGGCGGGCGCACUUGUUGAAGAGGACGGUACCCUCCCAGGCUCAGGGAUCCCCAAAGGGACUGUCGCAUUUGAAGGGCAGCCCAAUAUCAUCUGGACCAUGAACCGCGAAAAAGGGCGCAUGAUGCUUUUUGGGCACCCAGUUGCUGCCCGGCUAUGAUGUGAAAGCACAUAAUCUUGCGGUUCGGUUUUUAUAUGACGCUUGGAAGACGUUUGGCUAGUUGACAUGGAGUAUAAGGGAUCAGAAUGUGCUCUCCGACGCACGGAGUGUCAGUUAAUACUUAGAGAACCUGGGCCUGAGCCUUAAAUGACACUACCUAGAAUACUGUAGUAUUCCACACGGAAAGUUAUAAUAGUAUAAAGAUAUAAUAUACUGUAAAGCUAUAUAUGCGUUUAGGUUAG
Trichoderma virens Gv29-8 is the source of this 1498-nucleotide messenger RNA. RefSeq lists its product as uncharacterized. The record is from RefSeq and is a predicted model, not a curated record. The transcript has 2 exons. Bases 99 to 1256 code for a protein of 385 amino acids. Lineage: Eukaryota; Fungi; Ascomycota; Sordariomycetes; Hypocreales; Hypocreaceae.